AGUUUCAACCACCUAGCAGGUUUCGCGGGCUACCGAGCAGGCUAGCUGACGCCAGUGUUAGCUAACAGUUGCUACGCUAACGUUAACGUCAGUUAACUCGGCAGAGUUAGCUAGCAGCGGCGUUGUGACAGACUAGGUCGUGCUAUUAGUUUGUGGGCAACGCAGGCAGUUUAGCGCCUCGCGUCUGGGGUCAUUUCAACGCAUUUAAGUCCGCAAUAGCACUCGGCUAGUUAGCUUGGAGGCGCUUGCAUGUAACGGUACAGUGUGCUGCAGUGUUUGUGGAUGUACGCGUUUCCCCACGAUCUGUAGUAAGGUGUAACUUGGUACUGCCCAGGCUUAGCAGUGUUUGUGUUGCCAUCGUCAAUGUCCAGUCUGGUCCUGUGCAGAUACUCCACCCAGACAUCCCGUGUGAGAAAACCCCGUUCGAGAAGGAAAGGAAACACCCACUUGACACUUGCUAUUUUUCUUCCUUCAUUUUUUCCCCCAGAGCAAAACAAGUUGAUUGAGCUGACUUGAGUCUUUUUCCCCCCUUAUUUUUUGGGCAACUUUAAUUGUUGUUUGUGGACAGCUAUUCAUCACAUGACAAGACGACCUUUUGGCUUGUGGAGGAUUUUCAUGUAGCCUCUGAGCUUGCAUAUCUAUGAAAUCAAAGCUACACCCUUCACCUGCUUCAAUCCAAAAAUUGCGCAAAAUUAAAUGGUCAUCUUACAAAUGUGAUACAUAUAAAGACAAAAACGGCAUUAUAAUGCGUCGUUCAGCGGCACCUCUAUUUCACUAACCAAAACUGAAAAUGACGGCAAUGUAACAUAGGGUUUUGCUUCCUUCAUUGUCAUGUGACUUUGAAACCUUUUGGAGCAUUAUUUUCUUCAAACUCAGACAGUCUUUUCACCAUUUUAAUGAGGUGAGCAGUGGUUUUCAGUGACGCCCAUUGCUAUUAAGACUGUAUCUGAACCCUUUUUUCUUUUCUGCAUGCGUUUAGUAGAUCUUAAAAUGAUUAGGUAAAAGGCGAGUCGACACAACAACAUACUGGCACACAGUGUGGCAGGACAGCGCCCAUCUCUUUCCCCCCAUCUGGUGUCCGAGUCGAACUGCUACACUAACUGCUGUCCCUGUUUCAGGGCACACGACUUCCACAGACUGAUUUCUUAGCAUAAUACAGCCCAGACUUUCCCCCACCAUUGGGACAAAUCAAAUAAAUUCAUUUUUCCAAUCAGGUUCUGAGUUUUCCUCCUGAUAAUAAGAGCAAAUGGUUCACAUGAAUUGGUGAAGACUUCAGUCCGUCUGGGGAAAGGACGUUACCUGGACUGGAAACGGUAACAGUACCAGAAUUCAUUAGAGACUCGACCGGCACAGUAGCUGCCCGCAAAUCUCAUCCGAGAAGGAACAUCGGUCCCUCGUAGACCUCUGCACUUCCGCUCUCAAAUCCACCUCCUGCUUGGCCAUUUCUCUGGAUCACCAUUCCAGAUCAUUCCUGCAAACCCUUUCGACCCAUUUCCCGGUGUUUCACCCUGGACGAAGGGAUCUGCCUCUGGGGAAAGGGGCUGUGCUGUCCUGGCGGAGAGGGGAUCGUUGGUGUGCUGCUCCCCAUUUGUCAGUGCACACGCGCUGUGAUCAGUGCCAACAGGCCUGAGGAACCGAGACCAGUCGGACUGAGAGAGGAGGCAGAGGACUUCAGAGCCACAGACUCUGGGAUCCUUGCCAUGAGGUUUGAUGCCUCGAUCCACUGACCGGAAACACUGGACCUAAAUGGCGCAGCAUGACUUUGUCCCUGCCUGGCUUAACUUCUCCACACCCCAGCCUGCCAAGUCCCCUGCUGUCAACCUUGACAAACAAGGUGAGCCCCACCACCACAGAGACGGCAGAGCCGCUCCGAGCCGCCGCCGCCACAACUCUUCUGAUGGUUUCUUCAACAACGGCUCCCUGCGUGCUCCAGCAGGCGACGGAUGGCAGCAGCCCUCUCUGCUUCUGAGGCAUGACUCAGUGGACUCGGGGGUGGCCAAAGGGGGACAUGGUGGGCUGGCGGGUGGAUCGUGUUGGAAGGAAACACCCAGCUGGCAUGGAGCCCCACGGGGAGCCCAGGACGGCCACCACCACCAGGGACGCCACCCCAAGCGGGGAGCAGGCGACAGGGACAGGCAGGGGGGGCACCGGCAGCGCAAUGGUAACUUCCAUCCCCGCAAGGGCACCUCGUACUCGGACAAGUUUCCCAACGAGGAACGCAAAGACGGCAAGGACGACAAGUUGAAGUUUGUGGAAGAGGACUUUCCUUCCCUCAACCCUGAAACAACUGGAAAGCCUGGGACUCAGGUGCGAGCAGUGGCUCCCCACGCUGGAGUGUGGGAAAACCCCCCUAGUGGCAAACAGAUGGUGUCCAAAAUGCUGGUUAUCAAGAAGGUUUCCAGGGAGGACCCCGGCACGGCCUUCUCUGCGGGCUUCGCCACAGCCGGUGCCCUGCCCACCAACGGCAACAAAGCUCCCAUCGUGGGCUCCAGUGUCUACAAGAACCUGGUCCCCAAACCCGCUGUGGCCCCCAGCAAAAGCACCCAGUGGAAAUCCGGUGGCAGAGAGAUCACUAAGUCCGGCCUCCACAUGCCGGGCCGAGAUUCCGUCUUCACCAGCCCCGUCUCUGCAGCCAAACCCAGCACCCCAGUCAGUGCACCGCAGCACAACACCCCAAAAGAGCACCCCUCCAGCACGACUCCUCCCAUAGACAUCGUCCCGUCGAGGCUGAAGCUGAUGCGCCGCGGUCCGGACCGAAAGAGCGAGUUCCUGCGGGCCCUGAAGGACGAGGGCACCGGGGAGCUGACGACCAGCAGCAGCCCCGGAACAUCAGGGGAGGGCGAAAGCAACACGCCGGAGCCCAAAGCCUACAGCGAAGAAGUCUGCCACGAGAACGGAAUGUCAUACUCCCUCAGUGACUCCGACACCGAACACCUGUCUAGCUCCCUGGAGGCAGAGCACAGGUUGCUGAAGGCCAUGGGCUGGCAGGAGUACCCAGAGAACGAUGACAACUUCCUGCCUCUGACAGAGGACGAGCUCAGAGAGUUCCAGACUAAAACUGAACAGCUGAAGAGGAACGGCGUGCAAAGGAACGGCAUUCUCCCGAGGGCGCGGGGCGUGACCCUCCACUUCACCCCCUGGAGGAGUGUGGCGGAGGCGCACGUCGAGGAGGGCUCCGAGUCGGAAACCAGUAGCAGCAGCCAGACCUCUGACGACGACGACUGCAUCAGAUCCUAACGUGGCUUUAUGGAACAAACAACAACAACAACACAACGGCAGCCAAAACCAACCACAUCCCAGCAAGCAAUCCCCCCUCUUCCUCUCUCAUCUUUGUUUUUAGAGCACCAUUUUGAAAUUUCUUUUGUUUUGAUUAUUUUUUUGUUUUUUUUGUUGUUGUUCUUGCACAAGGGAAAAACCAAUCAUAUCCCAGUGAAGGGGGAGAUUCCUGCUCCGCCAGACGUUGUUUUCCCUGCGUUUCCUCCUUCACUGCAGCUCCUGCCCUCCUUUGACCCCCCCCACCACCCCCACUCCUCACCCCCUUUUUCCUCCUCGCUUUGUGGAACUGAAGUGUUCAUCGAGAAAAAGAAGGGCAAUGAAUGCACACUUGAUUCUGCUUCAAACAGACUAACUCAUUUCAUUGAUGAUGCUGAUGACACAUUAUUAAUGAUAUUAAUAAAAAUUGGUUCCUGACAAGCUGAUAUGUUUCAAUAUGA
This is a messenger RNA of Scophthalmus maximus (turbot), 3713 nucleotides long. RefSeq names its product GC-rich promoter binding protein 1-like 1 (gene gpbp1l1). The record is from RefSeq and is a predicted model, not a curated record. Gene Ontology annotation, cellular component: nucleus. The coding region runs from base 1747 to 3237 and encodes 496 amino acids. NCBI's taxonomy places the organism in Eukaryota, Metazoa, Chordata, Actinopteri, Pleuronectiformes, Scophthalmidae. The transcript is spliced from 12 exons. Gene Ontology annotation, molecular function: RNA binding; DNA binding. Gene Ontology annotation, biological process: positive regulation of DNA-templated transcription; DNA-templated transcription.